Molecule: messenger RNA, 1889 nt
Organism: Esox lucius (northern pike)
Lineage: Eukaryota; Metazoa; Chordata; Actinopteri; Esociformes; Esocidae
Product: isocitrate dehydrogenase [NADP], mitochondrial
Exons: 11
Coding region: 162-1523 (453 amino acids)
Biological process (GO): isocitrate metabolic process
Cellular component (GO): mitochondrion
Molecular function (GO): NAD binding; isocitrate dehydrogenase (NADP+) activity; magnesium ion binding
Source: RefSeq, a predicted model, not a curated record
CUGAUUGGUUGAGUUUCCGUUGCUAUUUUAUUUGACGCUGACGUGUGCAGAUAAAUGAUACGGACGGAUACUUCAACAUUCACGUGAUUUAGUUACCGGCUAUCAGAUUGUCAUUCAUUGAAAACUAGUCCGCGUAGUCGUAACCGUCUCUCCGGUGAAACAUGGCGGGAUACAUCAGAAUUCUGUCCUCCAUCUCGAGGUGUGCUGUUUCGUUUACCGAAAACCCCGCGGUGCUCGCGCCAGCUUCCGCUGUGUGUCAUCGGAGUCUGCAAAAGAGAAACUAUGCAGCCAAGCGUAUAAAGGUUGAUCAGCCUGUGGUGGAGAUGGAUGGCGAUGAAAUGACCCGUAUCAUCUGGGAGUUCAUUAAGGAGAAGUUAAUCCUGUCCAACGUGGAUGUGGAACUGAAGUACUACGACCUGGGUCUGCCGUACCGCGACCAAACUGACGACCAGGUCACCAUUGACUCCGCCAUAGCCACCAUGAAGUACAACGUGGCUGUCAAGUGUGCGACCAUCACCCCAGAUGAAGCCAGAGUUGAAGAGUUCAAGCUGAAGAAGAUGUGGAAGAGUCCCAACGGAACCAUCCGGAACAUACUGGGCGGGACCGUCUUCCGAGAGCCAAUCAUCUGCAAGAACAUUCCCCGUCUGGUUCCUGGUUGGACAAAGCCCAUCACGAUCGGCAGACACGCCUUUGGCGACCAGUACAAAGCCACAGACUUCGUGAUCACCAAGGCAGGGAAGUUUAAGAUGGUGUUCACACCGGCUGACGGCAGCAAGGGCAAGGAAUGGGAGGUUUUUGACUUCCCGUCUGGAGGCUGUGGGAUGGGAAUGUACAACACAGAUGAGUCCAUAACAGGUUUUGCCCACAGUUGUUUCCAGUAUGCCAUCAACAAGAAGUGGCCUCUCUACAUGAGCACCAAGAACACCAUCCUGAAGUACUACGACGGCCGCUUCAAGGACAUCUUCCAGGAGAUCUUUGAGCAGAACUACAAGGCAGAGUUCGACAAGCUGAAGAUCUGGUACGAGCACCGCCUCAUUGAUGAUAUGGUGGCCCAGGUCUUGAAGUCCUCUGGAGCCUUCGUUUGGGCCUGCAAGAACUAUGAUGGAGAUGUCCAGUCUGACAUCCUGGCGCAGGGUUUUGGCUCCCUGGGUCUGAUGACCUCGGUGUUGGUGUGUCCGGAUGGGAAGACCAUAGAGGCGGAGGCAGCCCAUGGCACCGUAACACGGCACUACCGCGAACACCAGAGGGGCAGGCCCACCAGUACCAACCCCAUCGCUAGUAUCUUUGCCUGGACCAGAGGCCUGGAGCACAGGGGCAAACUGGAUGGAAACCCAGACCUCAUCAAGUUCUCCCAGAUUCUGGAGAGGGUGUGUGUGGAGACUGUGGAAACUGGAGUGAUGACCAAGGACCUGGCAGGCUGCAUCCAUGGCCUGUCCAACUGCAAGCUAAACGAACAUUACGUAAAUACAUCGGACUUCCUGGAUGUGAUCAGGAGCAACCUAGACAAGGCCCUGGGCAAAUGAAGAGUUGGAGGACAGCAGCCUGAUCCUAACCUUAACCCUAACACAAAACAGACAUUCUCACAUGCCAACCAUACUAAUUUUGUAGCCCUACAUUUGAAUGAACCUUUGUAUCCUGUUUGAAAGGAACACCUUUGAUAUAUUGCAUGAAAUAUUGUGCCAAGGAGUAUUGUACGGUACCUGAUGUUGUGCUGUCUGUGAGGUCCUCUGCCUUCCCAGUGAAAACUUGUCCCUUCUUAUAGAUUCAUGUAUUAUUAAUAAUAUAUUUUGAUAUUAUUCAUAUUAUGACAAAUACCAGGGCACAAUUUAAUGAAGUGUUAAUAACUUGGAUGACCAAAUUCUGUCAAUAAAUAAAAUAUGUACAAAGUC